Molecule: messenger RNA, 3369 nt
Organism: Paraglomus brasilianum
Lineage: Eukaryota; Fungi; Glomeromycota; Glomeromycetes; Paraglomerales; Paraglomeraceae
Source: the annotation of a GenBank genome assembly
AUGCCUCCGCAAAAGACCACAGACAAGAAACGUCAGAGUCGCCGAGCUGACCCAGUUGGUGUAGGGAUCCCUACCAAACCUCGACAGCGAUCCCGGAGACCAAUAGAAGCUCAGGGAUCUAGUAACGGCGACGUAAAUCAAGCGGACUCCCAGACAUCAUUAGACCCAAUUCAACAGGCUAGAUUUGACAUUAGUAACGAAAUAACGUCGCCGGACGAUAGUGUAGUAGUUGGUGCUUUGCUCAAACUUAAGAAUAAUUUACCACUAGUGCACACCAUCCCUGCUCUCGAUAACAGUUCUGCUCGGCGGAAGAAGCCAAAAAGUACAACUAUUGAUCCUAGCAAUGUACCAAACGGUAUACAUGCCCAUAAUUCAUACCAGACUAUUUUAGAUCAACAUACAACCCAAACAUCGCAACCUUCAGACUCGGAAUCAGUGGACAUUGAGAUCGACCCUUCAAUGCGGCGUAACAAAGAAUACUACAAUUCUGAAGUUAACAGUGAUAUUAAUUUAGACACUUCACAUUCUUCACAUACUUUUGGGCAUAUCGAGAAUAUUAGCACAUACGUUACCAAUGGUGCGUUAAUACCGUCGAGUUAUAAUAUGGGAAGCAACAUGUCAUAUACAAACAGUACGAAUACAUGGGGUAGCAUCAAUACAUCUGCUCCUCAUCGAUUACCCUCUCAUAAUUAUAACAUGAAUAUGAUGCCAUAUUCAGAUAGAAAGUCGGAAGAAAUAGCGAAUAAAAACCCUCAUUCUACUUUUCAUUACCCCCCUCAGACAUCUUUACCCAUAACUCCAUCGGAAAUAUCCGAUGCAGCCAGUUUAAAAUCGUACAAAAAAGUAACGAGAGGAACUCCGAAAAAAGUCGAUGCGGCUACGCAGACGUAUCGGAUAAGUCAGUGGAUAUUUGAAACCGAUGAUUACAAAAAGACAGACAAGUCGUCAGAGUUAAUUUGCAAGGCAUCAGCGUUACCUGUAAGACAAGACUCGCUAGACUACUCAUCGGAAUCUCGAAGCACGGCACAAAAGCGCAAGGCAAAGGAUAGCGAAUUUGACUUGCGCAGUGAGCAUGCAGACUUCUCAUCCGAGCAUCAGUCAAAACGUGGAAAUAAAAGGGCAAAGAACGAUAGAGAUCCUUUGAUGACCCCAGAGGAAUGGAAUGCUUUUCUACUUUCUACUGGAUUGUCAAAUUGGCCGUGGGAUAGAGAGGAUAUAUUACGUGUUGGUACAUACUUGUUUGAUGAAAUUUUCUCUCAUUCAUGGGCGGUAGAAUUUGUUAGUCCAGUUCCCGCACAAUAUGCGGUAUAUCAUAAUGUCAUAAAGAAGCCGAUGGAUCUGACCACGGCAGAAAAGAAAUUGUGGGCUGGAGAUUAUGUAUCGCUUCUUGAUCUCUAUGCAGAUUUGUGCCAAAUUUUGUAUAACGCGUGGGAUUUUCAUAGACCGUUUGCAGAAAAGUCAGAUAUAUUCACCCAUGCUAAGAAAAUGUCUUUAUUUCUCGAAGAUUUCAUAAGGUGGGAUGUUAACCAAUACAUUGAUUACUCAUAUUUGAUGUCUACACCGCAUCCCGGUAGCGAACAAACAGCCGCAAUGAAAGCACAUCUGCGAGAAGUCUUAAAAUUACCACACGAGAAACUUAAUGAGCUGUACAUAAAGUGGGGUUUCCCUGAUGUCCACAUACAUGUUGAAAGUCCAAUAUACAUUCUCUCAACUCUAAGUGCUGACGAGAACAAGUCUCCGUCUCGUGGACUAUUGAAACAUAUGCUUCGUCCGGAAGUUAAUGCAAGUUGUGGAGGGUUUAAUCCUCUGAACAGGAUAAUGAAGGAUACUGUUGCCAGGAGGAUUGAUGUGUAUGGAGACUCUAUACGCUCUAUUCAUGCGGAGGAUAGCAUACCUUCAAGACGUAUAGAUCCAACGCAAUCAAGUCGUAACUUUAUUCGACUUUACAUAUCUGGCGGUCGCGAAUCGCUUCAACGAUGUCGUGAUGAGUCUGAUGCAAUCCUUUUGAUUUUGUCGGAUAUUAAAUUCAAAUAUGAUAUACACGAGAUUACUUGUAAAGCGCUAAUCGCUAAGCCGUUUGGUGACAUACAUCAAUUGCCGACAAUUGAAUUUCCAGAACUAUUCGAUGUUCGGUACUGGAUUAAAUGUAUAAUAUUGGAUCGAAUAGACAUGACCUUAAUCAUGUCAAGUGCUUUUCAACAUCGCUGUCUGAAGAGUGCUCACAAGGUAACCUUAUAUGCCAAACAUAUGGUACAAGAACAUCCGGAAAGACAUGAUGCUUUCAUAGAUGCACUUCGAUUGACGCAACACACAGACAAUCUUACAGAAUCUCAAGGUGUUAUGGGCAGUAUUAAAUUAGAAGCGGCAGCUCUAAAUGUUCCCUUUGAGAAUUUUCAAUCAAUGGGGGGAUCGUUAAAAGUGGAGACUGAAGGAUUUUUCAAGAGAGUUUUCCAUGUUCAUGGUGACGAUAGCUAUGUUGUCCAAAACUUUAAAGAGAUUACCGAACAGACAUUUGGAGCCCGUAUCGUAGAAACCGUUUGUUGUCUUAAAACUAAAGGUGUAGAAAACACUGGACAGAUCAGAUCAAUCUAUACCGGAGCGGAGGAUGAGCUUGUUGGGUUGUCAAUGAAAAGAUAUCAAUAUACUCUUAAAGACUACGCAUUCAACAGUCGUCGUCAUUUAACAGCAGAACAGAAAUACAAACUAGUGCUUGAUAUGGUUAAAGGCGUUCGUGCAAUACAUAAUGCAGGGUUCGCUCAUAGAGAUUUGAGCGAGGUAAACAUAAUGGUCACUGAACGAACUGACCAAAAACUGCUCGAUGGAAGCAAUACACCCGAACUGGUUAUUAUUGAUUUUGGCAAGGCCGAAUUCGUAAGACCGGAAGAUGUGAUGCGUUGGAAAGUUAAAGAAAUCUCCUCAGAGACUUUAAAUCUUUUACCACUUAUUCAGACUGGCCCUGAUCAUGGAUAUCUCCUUUAUAGGUCCAUUGCUACGCUUCCUCGAACUAAAAACGAUCAAAGAAUAUUGCCAACUCCUAUAGAUCCACUGGCUGAGGAUAUAUACUCACUGGGUGUAUUAAUCUGGCGAACAUUCUCUGGCCAAGCCCCUUGGGAUGGCAUUCUUGACUCUGAUUUAAAAAGCCUUCGUGGAAUCGUCUCUGACGCGGCACAAAUUCGGUUCUAUAUUGAAAAGUCUAUACGCGGUCAGACAUCUCGGGAGUUACUUUUGCGAUGCAUCACCGUUAAACCUCAGACACGCAAUACCGCCGAAACGUUAUUUAGAUGGCUAUCACAUCUGGACGUUAAGGAGGCUAUAUUGAAAGAAUGGACAGAGCUAUGUGGGAGACCUAGAAAGGAGCGGAUUAUAUGA